AUGAAAGGGUUUGAAAUGAAAAACAUAAAGUCGCCAGAAGACGGUGUGGUGGAGUCGUUUGACAGCGUAGAAGUCGUCAAGGAAACCUCGCCACGCAGUGAGGGCUCCAGAGAUGGGCUCUUCCACCGGUUCGUUGAUUCGUUCAAGAGACCCGAGGAGGAAUACAACGGGGGAGACGGAAUACACAGCACACACGAGCGCGUUUCUGGCGAGGACUUCGAAAGGCUCGCGCCCGAUGACUCCAGCAAACACAAGACUCUGAAGCAGAAUAUCAAGCCCCGUCACGUUCUGAUGAUUUCGCUGGCGACAGGAAUCGGUACGGGUAUGCUUGUCGGAAACGGUAAGUCUCUGCACAACGGUGGGCCUGCGUCGCUACUGAUCGGGUACGCCAUAGUUUCCACCAUGUUGUACUGUGUGAUCCAGAGCGCUUCGGAGCUCGCAAUCAUCUACACCUCGCUUUCGGGCGGGUUCAACGCUUACCCAGCGCUGCUGGUAGACAAGGCUUUUGCGUUCUCCGUAUCGUGGGUUUACUGUCUGCAAUGGCUGUGUAUCUUGCCUUUGGAGCUGGUCACUGCCUCAAUGACCAUCAAAUACUGGAACGAUAGCAUUAACCCAGACGCCUUUGUGGUUAUCUUUUACGUUGUGCUUAUUGUCAUCAACUUCAUAGGAGCAGCGGGUUACGCGGAGGCCGAGUUUUUCUUCAACACAUGCAAAGUGCUCAUGUUGAUCGGGUUCUUUAUUCUUGGCAUUAUCGUGAAUUGCGGCGGUGCCGGAAACGAUGGGUACCUAGGCUCCGUAUAUUGGCAUGAUCCGGGGGCGUUCCGUGGUAACAAUGGCAUCAACCGGUUCAAAGGUCUAGUUGCGGUCCUAGUGAACGCAGCGUUCGCUUAUGGUGGUGCCGAGUUUUCCGUGUUGACAGCCGCUGAGCAGCAGAACCCACAAAAAUCCAUCCGCAGCGCGUCUAAGAAGCUAGUGUAUCGUAUCAUAGGCAUUUACUUGAUGACCGCAGCAUUGUUGGGAUUCCUUGUCCCAUACAACUCACCAGAACUAUUAGGGUCAGGCAGUGCAGCGACUCACGCGUCCCCAUUCGUCAUCGCAAUUGCGUCACAUGGUGUUAAGGUUGUGCCACAUAUCAUCAACGCAGUCAUCUUGCUUUCUGUGUUGUCAGUUGCGAACUCCGCUCUGUACUCAUCUUCAAGAAUUCUUUUGUCUCUUUCCGAACAAGGAUUUGCUCCCAAGCUGUUCAACUAUGUCGACAGACGCGGCAGACCUGUCAGGUGUCUCCUGGUAAGCUGUGUCUUUGGGCUGCUUUGUUUCGUGGCGGCGUCGCCAAAAGAGGAAACCGUUUUCACGUGGCUGUUGGCUAUCUCCGGUCUCAGCGAACUGUUUACCUGGUUUUCUAUUAGCUUGUCGCACGUCAGGUUUAGACGUUCGAUGAUCGUGCAAGGACGGUCGCUCGACGAGCUUGGUUACCAAUCGUGGACUGGUGUAUGGGGCGCAUACUACGCCAUGAUCAUGAUUUUAUUGAUCCUCAUUGGCCAAUUUUGGGUAGCGAUUUCACCCGUAGGUUCCAACAAGCUAGAUGCGAACAACUUUUUCGAAAACUACUUGGCCAUGCCAAUCCUCAUUGGGCUUUACCUGGGCUACAAGCUUUGGUAUCGUGACUGGAGGGUAAUCAUCCCCGCCAAUGAGGUGGACCUUGUUUCGCAUCGUAAAAUUUUCGACGCUGAAAUCAUGCAGAGCGAGCAGCUGGAAGAAAAGGAGCAACUGCGCCAUGCAUCUUGGACAAAACGCGCAGCUGAGUUCUGGUGCUGA
Molecule: messenger RNA, 1815 nt
Organism: Lachancea thermotolerans CBS 6340
Lineage: Eukaryota; Fungi; Ascomycota; Saccharomycetes; Saccharomycetales; Saccharomycetaceae
Product: amino acid permease
Exons: 1
Coding region: 1-1815 (604 amino acids)
Biological process (GO): amino acid transmembrane transport
Cellular component (GO): membrane
Molecular function (GO): amino acid transmembrane transporter activity
Source: RefSeq, a predicted model, not a curated record